AUGUCUCUCGUUCCCCAACCAAUUUCAACAUACUACUUUCUAAUUAAAAACUUUGUAGAUACGAUUUCAUCUCAUUCCUUCUCAUCAUUGUCGUUUCUACCUUCCCUCUGUGCUCUCAUCUUUCCACUCUCCCACCAACCCAACGCCAAUCCAAAACACAAAACACAAAAUCCUCCAUCUAUUCCUAGAAUCACAAAAAAUAAUCCACAAACUACCGCCUUUGUGACUCCCCACUCCUCUCCCAUCAAGUCGCUUUUUGCAGCCAUGCCUACAUACAGCACCCCAUCGAGAAAUAAAUUUAACACUACUUCUCCAGAGAUCCUCCACCCCAUUCCCUCCCCAAAAACCCCUGCAAUGCCUUCGCCGUACAGUCUCGUCGACGCCGCCGAGGCAUUUGUGGCCAACAUCAUCCUGAAAAACGGCAGAAACGAGGUGCAGAUCUAUCAUUUUUCACCCAGAUCAAGCUCAUCGAGCUCAUCGGACCCCAUAAUCGACGAGUCCCAAACAAAGCGCUUCGAGAAGGACCAUGCAAUCGUUUGUGCAUGCUGGUUGAAUGAUAAAGACGUCGUUGUUCCGCUUCGAAAGGCUCCCAAACGGAGAGCUUCCGAGGUCGAGUCGUCUUCCAACAAGACUGUGGCUGGAAACGGCACCAAGAGCCCUCCUGCCCUUCUAGCGGUUGCUUUUGAAUCCGGGGAGGUUCAGGUGUAUUCUCCAUUUUCCGAUUCCGCAGUAGCUACCGUUCAGGCCCCUGCUACGGUGGUAUCUCUUACCCAGUCCAGUAACGAAAACUGCUUCUGGGCACUCACUGAUGCCCGAGCAAUGGAAUUCAAUGCCUUUGACGGCACUGUCAAACGUACCGCUCGCUUGGGAAAAGUCGACAAGGAUUUACACACUAUCCACUAUAGUCCAUUCAAGGUCAAAACCACCUCUCACAAGAGUAAAUCGUCCGAGUCUAUUCUUGCAGCAUCCGCCCAUUUAUACCUCUUUGAUGGCACCAAAAGUAAGAAGUCGUUCGUGGCGCAGUACGCCGAUGCAGAUGACGACGAACGUGCUGGCAGCAUUUCCCACGUUCUGGCGCUCGAAUCCGACGACCUGGCCAUUCUUGUGUGUCGCGAAGGCUCAAGCACUGUUGCCCUCUAUGAUCUCGAAGAUCCUGCCCAAAAACCGUCCACCUGGGACUGCAAAUCUCGUAACAUCAGCGGCCUCCGUUCUCUCACAGAAAACCUCGUCGCUGUCUUCACCGAUGUCGGAACAGAGAUCCUCACAAUCAAGGACGAUGUUCUUGAUAGUAGAGUCAGUACCAUCCGUACCAACUUCAAGCAUAUUUUCUUCUCAGACAUGAUUUCCAGCGAUUCUCACGGCGUAGUGGGUAUUUGGUACGAUGAAAAUGAGCCUCGUUUCGAGCGUGUUUCCAGCGAUCCUUCUUUCGAAGGCGACAUGAAGAUCAACAUUCACUACCAAGCCGUGGCUGAUGACCACGUUGAAGAGAAUGCUCCUGAAAUCACAUUUGUUGCUGACGCCGAAGACGAGUUCGAGCACGAUGGCGCAAGCGACAAAAUCGCGACUCCAACAGAGCUCUAUUUUUUCCUUCGAGACUUGCUUACCGUCAAUAAUGUUUCCCGCAAAAAGGUUCUUACGUUGUGCUCCAGAAACAGUGAGGAAGUUGUGAUUCGUGAAACCAUCCGUCACUUCUCGCAGAGCGAGCAGUGCUCCACCAUGGUCAUUAAUCUUUUCCAACUCGUCAUUCGUGAGGUUUCAAAGGAUCCUACGCGCAAGACUCCAUUUGCUCUCUGGCUAAAAUGGAUCCUUUUGGCACAUGGUGGUUUCAUCUCGAAGCAGCCAGAACAAGAGGACAACUUGAGGGCCCUCAAAGAGAGCCUUGUACAAGGAAUGGGUAUGAUGCCAAAGCUCUUGGCUUUGCAGGGACGUUUGCAAUUGCUCAAAUCACAGGCUGAUCUUCGAAGCAAAACAAGCCUUCUCAACCUCGACGAAGACGACGAAGUGGAUGCGUUCAACGCUGUAGACAACGAUUUUGGUAAUGAUACUACCAACAAUACCACAGUGUUUGAAGAUUCCGUCAUGUACGCCAACGGCGAGAACGACGAGUUUGAGGGCGACAACACAAUCAACGGCACCAUUGUGUACGAGAAUGGAGAGGCUGACGAGAUGGACGAGACCACAGCAAUGGAAGAAGAUGAAGCAUAA
Australozyma saopauloensis is the source of this 2205-nucleotide messenger RNA. It is a transcript of the gene UTP9, whose product is annotated as Utp9p. Gene Ontology annotation, cellular component: nucleolus. The record is from RefSeq and is a predicted model, not a curated record. Gene Ontology annotation, biological process: maturation of SSU-rRNA from tricistronic rRNA transcript (SSU-rRNA, 5.8S rRNA, LSU-rRNA). Gene Ontology annotation, molecular function: protein binding. The transcript has a single exon. Lineage: Eukaryota; Fungi; Ascomycota; Pichiomycetes; Serinales; Metschnikowiaceae. The coding region runs from base 1 to 2205 and encodes 734 amino acids.